AUGAAUAAGGAAGUGUGUGAAAAGUUCCAGGAAGUAAGGAACUCGAUUCCCGAUGAACCGAAAGAUAAAGGAAUCCCUGAAUUUGAUGAUAGUCAUUUUUUAAAUAAUUAUUGUGAUAGUAGUCAAUGUCAAAGUUAUUUCGAUAGAAUAAGUGCUGGAUGUUUAUAUUUGUUGGAUCAAUUCUAUAACGAUUCUUGUAUGUUUCCCUCUCCAAAAAAUAGUAACCCCUAUAUUGUUGAAUACAUUUUGAUAUGGUUAAGUUAUAUAUUAAAUCUGGACAAAAGUAAAGACCAUAACAAUAUAAAUGAUUUUUAUAAUUAUCAAAUAAAUAGUUGUGAUCAGUAUAAGACGCAAAUAAUUGAUUUACCUGGUUAUGAGAAUUAUAAGGGUCUUAUAGAUGCAAGAAAGAAUUUGUUGUAUAUGGGUAGUAGUAAUGUAUCUAAAUUUUAUGAAGCAUUUAAAUCAUUAUGUAACUUGUAUACUCAAUUUGAUGAAUACAAACAAAAUUGCAAGAAUUAUUUGGAAGAUAAUGAAUUUUUAAAAAAAUAUGAAAAUCUUAAGAAUGGUUCUGAUAUGACUAAAGAUGAUUCAUACAGUCAAAUCAUGUCUACUUUAUUAAAAGAUUAUGAUGGUCUUAAAAGGGAAUGUGAAGUUGCUUUAUCCCCUCCACCGAAAGAAACAAAACAAAAUCCUGGACUAACUCAUGGACAAACUCCUGCAGAUAGUUCUGAAGAAAUUCUUUUACAUGGUUCUGAAGAAAUUUCUGGACAAAAUUAUGAACAAACUGUACAAAAUUUGGAUGUUACAUCAUCAAGUUCAUCGAUAGUAAGCAAAUUAAUUCCAGUUUUAUUGAUAUUUGGUGCAAUACCAAUUUUUUUGGGAAUUUCUUAUAAGUAUUCAUUAUUUGGAUUUCGGAAAAGAGUUCAAAAACAACAUUUAAGAGAAAAGCUAAAAAAGUAA
Messenger RNA from Plasmodium yoelii, 960 nucleotides. RefSeq lists its product as uncharacterized. The coding region runs from base 1 to 960 and encodes 319 amino acids. The record is from RefSeq and is a predicted model, not a curated record. NCBI's taxonomy places the organism in Eukaryota, Apicomplexa, Aconoidasida, Haemosporida, Plasmodiidae. The transcript has 3 exons.